AUGGCUUUCCCCUACAGCAUAGACUUUGUGGAGCCUGAACAGAACGAACAGUUGCUGAAAGAUUUUCAUGGUGAACGUACCGGAUUUGUGCAAGUUGGAGAAAAGCGAUGGUUUUUCCCGUCCCGUUUUAAGCAGUAUGCGGAAAGUUUGUACUCGUUCGAAGCACGAUCAGACGAUACUUGGAUCGUCACCUUUCCACGAUCGGGCACAACGUGGUCGCAGGAGAUGGUUUGGUUGAUAUGCAACGAGCUUGACUUUGACACCGCCAAAAGCAUACCGUUGACGCAGCGAUUUCCCUUUUUCGAGUUCCACCUGUUUGUGCAUGAUGAGAUGAAGAAGGAAUUUAUGAAGGAAAACGCAAACGAUGAGGAAAGCAUAAAAUUCAUCCAUCAGAUUGCUCAGCCCGUCGGUCAGAUGCUGUCGGAAAUGAAGACUCCUCGGUACAUAAAGACUCAUCUGCCCAUUUCGUUGCUACCACCAAGUGUGUUUGAGAAGAAAGCCAAGAUCAUUUAUGUCGCUCGUAACCCUUCCGAUGUGGUUGUCUCCUACUACCAUCUGAAUCGUUUGUACCGGACCCAGGGAUAUGUUGGAGAUUUUGAAACAUUUUACAACUAUUUUGAGAAGGAUUUAACUCCCUGGUCACCGUACUGGACCCACAUUAAGGAAGGUUGGGAAGAGAAGAAUCGUGAAAAUGUGCUCUUCAUGUACUAUGAAGAUAUGAAACGGAAUCUGCCUGAUACCAUCCGCAAGACGGCUGCGUUCCUAGAUAAAUCGUUAACCGAUGAGCAAAUCGAAACCAUGUGCACCCAUCUGGACAUUCGAAACUUUCGCAACAACAAAUCGGUCACGUGCGAGGAGCUAAAGACGGUUGGUAUCCUGAACAGUGGCGAGCAGGGAUUUGUGCGUAACGGGCAGGUACGGGGCAAUGCGGAAGAGAUGACCGACGAGAUUAGACGGCGGAUUAAUGAAUGGACCGAGCGCAAUUUGGAUGGAACCGAUAUCAAAUUCCCGGACUGUUAA
Molecule: messenger RNA, 1020 nt
Organism: Anopheles maculipalpis
Lineage: Eukaryota; Metazoa; Arthropoda; Insecta; Diptera; Culicidae
Product: luciferin sulfotransferase
Exons: 6
Coding region: 1-1020 (339 amino acids)
Biological process (GO): sulfation
Cellular component (GO): cytoplasm
Molecular function (GO): sulfotransferase activity
Source: RefSeq, a predicted model, not a curated record